GCUUUUCUUCUAUUUUUCUGAACUUUCUUUCCCUCUAGUCUCAUUGAAUCUUCUUUUUUGUAUUAUUGAUGUAAAAAAAUCAGGAUCUCCAUUCGCUUAAUUUGCUUUAAAGUGCAUGAUCUCAUGUGUUGACAAUUUGUUCCUGUUCAGGCAUUUCAGCAAUUCACUGGUAUCAAUACGGUCAUGUACUACAGCCCAACAAUUGUGCAGAUGGCUGGCUUUCAGUCCAACCAGUUAGCUCUUUUACUGUCCCUUAUAGUGGCUGCCAUGAAUGCUGCUGGGACAGUUCUUGGCAUUUAUCUCAUUGACCAUUUUGGCCGGAGGAAGCUGGCCCUCUCGAGCUUAAGUGGUGUUAUUGUGUCACUUCUCAUCCUCUCGGGUGCUUUUUUUGUUCAAUCAUCUGGUUCUACAAGUGUAUUCUAUGGGUGGCUUGCAGUUAUAGGUUUAGCCCUGUAUAUUGGUUUCUUUGCACCGGGAAUGGGACCUGUGCCAUGGACCGUGAACUCAGAGAUAUAUCCUGAAGCAUAUAGAGGGAUAUGUGGGGGAAUGUCAGCUACUGUGAAUUGGAUAUCGAAUUUGAUUGUGGCCCAGACAUUCCUUUCGGUUGCAGAAUCUGUUGGAACUGGUGCAACUUUCUUGAUCAUUGCGGUUGUGGCUGUCAUUGCAUUUGUCUUUGUGAUUCUGUUCCUACCCGAGACAAAGGGCUUGACAUUCGAGGAAGUGGAGAGGAUUUGGAAGGAGAGGGCUUGGGGCAGCAGUGGUUCUAACACACAGAGCCUUCUUGAGCAGGGAGAUGAGUCUUAGGUGUUACAAUUUUGCUUAUUCUGAUAGAACUGCUAGCUGUGCUUGCUGUAGAAGACGAACUUGCAUCUUGUUUCAAUAUGUAUAUAUAUCCUCACGUACUUGCUUGAAGAUCAGCGUUCGACUAGUAAGUCUGGUCCAUUGUGCCCCAUGAGAAUUUCUGGAUUGGCAGGAUGUCCUUUUAGGAAGUUUAUUCUAAAAACUAGUCUGAGGAAUUAUCGACCA
Molecule: messenger RNA, 1026 nt
Organism: Prunus avium (sweet cherry)
Lineage: Eukaryota; Viridiplantae; Streptophyta; Magnoliopsida; Rosales; Rosaceae
Source: RefSeq, a predicted model, not a curated record